Molecule: messenger RNA, 5054 nt
Organism: Anoplopoma fimbria (sablefish)
Lineage: Eukaryota; Metazoa; Chordata; Actinopteri; Perciformes; Anoplopomatidae
Gene: adamts5
Product: A disintegrin and metalloproteinase with thrombospondin motifs 5
Biological process (GO): proteolysis; extracellular matrix organization
Cellular component (GO): extracellular matrix
Molecular function (GO): metalloendopeptidase activity
Source: RefSeq, a predicted model, not a curated record
AUGGUGCGGAUCCUUGGCAUGCUCUGGUUUCGGCUACUGUUGCUGUGCGUCGUGGAGUUGGAGCUGGGAGCCGGGCUUUCUACUUUCCAGGGUUUCUACCUCCCACCUGCGAACGGGUCUCUCCUCACACCUGCCCGGAGGACAGACGGGGUGGUGCGGACCAUUGACCGGAUUUACCACGGAGGAGGGAAGGUGGGCUACCUGCUGUACCUGGAUGGGAGCCGGUUCCAGCUGGACAUGGAGCGGGACGCGUCGGUGCUGUCGCAUCACUCCAGCCCGGGGGAGUGCGCGUACCGGGGGACCGUGGACUCCAACCCGGAGUCCCUGGCCGUCUUCAACCUCUGCGGCGGGGGUCUGGAGGGCUUCUUCGCCGUGGACCGAGCGCGCUACGCCAUCACGCCCAUCGUCAGGGCGAGGGGACACGAGCACGACGCGCGCGUGCUGCAGGACAAGGACACGGAGAGCGCGCUCCACGUGUUUGAGCGAGACAGCUUCAGCUUCGAGGCCACGAGAGAGGGACGCGAGAGCUGCGGGACGCGAGACGGACGCAGGGAUGCUGCGGGGAGGAGGAGAGGGAGGAGAGGGAGGAGGAGAGGGGACGCCAAAGAGGAGCAGCAGGAGGAGGAGGAGGGUGCAGGUGACCACGGCGCGCGGCGCAAGAGGUCCGUCUCGCGCGCCAGGCACGUGGAGCUGCUCCUGGUGGCCGACGAGACCAUGAGCAAGAAAUACGGCAAGGACCUGACCCACUACCUGCUCACUCUGGCCGCCAUCGCCUCCAAGCUGUACGGACACGCCAGCAUCGAGAACCCGGUGCGGCUGUCGGUGGUGAAGGUGUCCGUGGUCACCGACCAGGAGAAGGGACUCGAGGUGACCAAGAACGCGGCGGCGACGCUGAAGAGCUUCUGCAAGUGGCAGAACCAGCAGAACCCGCUGGACGACGACCACCAGCAGCACCACGACGCCGCCAUCCUCUUCACCAGGCAGGACCUCUGUGGCCACCACUCCUGCGACACCCUCGGAAUGGCGGACGUCGGCACCAUCUGCACCCCGGAGAGAAGCUGCGCCGUCAUCGAGGACGACGGGCUUCACGCUGCGUUUACCGUGGCGCACGAGAUAGGUCACCUGCUCGGUUUGUCCCACGACGACUCCAAGUUCUGCGAGGAGCGCUUCGGAGUGAACAGCGACAAGCGGCUCAUGUCCUCCAUCCUCACCUCCAUCGACGCCUCCAAACCCUGGAGCCGCUGCACCUCGGCCACCAUCACGGACUUCUUCGACGACGGCAACGCCGAGUGCCUUCUGGUCCCCCGCCAGCCACUGUUGGGCCCCGAGGAGCUCCCGGGCCAGAGCUACGACGCCGUCCGCCAGUGCCGCCUGGCCUUCGGCCCCGAGUACACAGUCUGCCCGGGCAUGGACGUAUGCGCUCGCCUGUGGUGCGCCGUGAUCCGCCAUGGACAGAUGGUGUGUCUGACCAAGAAGCUGCCGGCCGUGGAGGGGACGCCCUGCGGGAAGGGACGCAUCUGCCUGCAGGGGAAGUGCGUGGACAAGACCCGCAAGAGGCACUACUCGGCGUCCAACCACGGCAGCUGGAGUUCCUGGGGUUCUUGGGGUGCCUGCUCCAGAACUUGCGGAGGCGGGGUGCAGUUCGCCCAACGCCUGUGCAACAACCCGCCGCCUCGGAACAACGGGCGCUACUGCACGGGGAAGAGAGCCAUCUAUCGGUCCUGCAGCGUCACACAAUGUCCAGUGUCAAAUAAGAAUUUCCGGCAGGAGCAAUGUGAGGUGCGCAACGGUCCCCAGACGGACCCGAAGGGGGUGAAGACAUUUGUUGAGUGGGUGCCAAAGUACGCUGGAGUCCUCCCCAAAGAUGUGUGCAAGUUGACCUGCAGAGCAAAAGGAACAGGAUACUACGUGGUGUUCUCUCAGAGGGUGACAGACGGGACGGAGUGUCGUCCUUACAGCAGCUCGGUGUGCGUGAAGGGGAAGUGUGUACGGACAGGCUGCGACGGCAUCAUCGGCUCCAAGCUCCAGUUUGACAAGUGUGGUAUUUGUGGAGGCGACAGCACAGGAUGUAUACGCGUCGUUGGCAACUUCACCAAGAAGAGUAAGGGCUACACUGACGUGGUGAAGAUCCCUGCAGGCUCCACCCACAUCAAGGUCCGUCAGCACAAGGCCAAGGACCAGACCCGCUACACCGCCUACCUGGCCCUCCGACGGCCCAGCAACGAGUACCUCCUAAACGGCAAGUUCAUGAUCUCCACCUCCGAGACAAUCAUCCCGCUCAACGGUUCUGUGCUCAACUACAGCGGCUGGAGCCAGAGGGACGAGUGGCUUCACAGCAUGGGCCCCGGGGCCCUCCAAGAAGCCUUGGUGGUCCAGAUUCUAGCGACGGACGCUAAAAAGCUACUGGAUGUUCGUUAUAGUUUCUUCAUGCCCCGACGGACAGCCCCACAGCAGCCGCUCAUCUCCAACUCAAAGUUGAUCCCUAUUCCGAGCACUACAAGAGGAUCAACCACCACCAUCACCACCACCACCACCACCAGCACCACCACCACCAGCACCACCACUACAUCUUCCUCCGCUCCCUCUGUCCUGGUCCCAGGGCCACCGACAGCUCCAGCUCCCUCGACCCCAACCCCCGGGCCCCGUUGGGUAACGGGGUCCUGGAUGACCUGCUCCAGGACUUGUGACACUGGCUGGCAGAGCCGGACUGUGCAGUGUAAGGACCAGGAUGGGAAACUGUCCAAGGGCUGCACGUUAAGUGCCCGACCCUCUGCCUUCAAACACUGUCUGGUGAAGAAAUGUUGAGGCGGACAGAGAGGAAAAACGCUACGUUAGACAAACAGUGCAAAGGAGAAAGUUUAAUCUGUACAUCUGAUAAAAGGUCUCAAGUUCUGGAUGUAGGACCAUGGACCAAUACAUUUAAGAACCUUAAGCAGGACUGUGAAUGUUGGCUGAAAGCGCCUGAACCAGAUAAGCAGAGAACCAGAGACAGACUGUCGCGGGUGUACGCGACUAUAUGCAAGAGGAAAUGUUCUGGAAUCAUAGUAGCUAUGCAGAGCACAAGCAGAACGGCGGACAGUGUCCUUAUGAUAGUGACGGCGUAGCUAAGGACUUGAAUUGCAUGUCAUUUCCACAUGGACAGAAACUGAUUGUCUUUAAUUCAGUCUCCAAACCCUGGAGGAUCAGUGUGUGUUGCCCUGUAAUGGCAUGCAUGUUGUGUUUUUUUUUUUUUUUUAUGCUAUUCUAAUCACUGUGGGGAUUUGGAAGUCUAAACUCCUUUUGUCUUCAUAACAGAGCCCCCAGUGAUGGUAAGCACUCGUUAUUCACCUUGUCACCUCGUCAUGUCUGCCUGAAUCGUAUCCCAGUCAUUCUGUGUCACCUGUAACUAGCCUGACUUGGACAUUUCAGUCACUGACAAGCUCAUUAAAUUGGGCAGAAUGUUUAAAAUUGUAAACUCAACGGACUGAACAAUCUUCUAAGCAGUCUUUCUAGCAACGAAUCAUGUUAAAUCAACAAUUGCUCAGGGUGUCUAUUUAAUUUCCCAACUUGAGUGCAUCCUUUCCCCGUAGUGGUGACCAAGAAUGAAUGGGUGAAACCAGACAUUUGGCUAAAACGGACGCUGCGUUGCAUCCCAGAUCCAGUCAGUCUAAAAACUGUUCAGAUACGUCUCUGCUCAAGUUCUUGAAAAGUUUCGGGAAGAAAAGUCUAACCUGAAGACACAAGCUUUGAGACAGCAGCAUGGUGCGAUGGGAUGGAAGUGUACAGUGGCCUUCAGGGGACAAACUAUAUCAGUUAAAAAUUGACAAAGGGGCAAAGAAACCACGACACUCCUUAACAUUUACGGAGGUUAAUAAUGACUCACAGGUUUGGGGCGAUGCUUGAUUAUGUGUGUGUGCGUGUGUGUGUGUGUGUGUGUGUGUGUUUAUAGUGUGUGUGUGUGUGUGUGCAAGUUAGGUGCUAGCGUGUUCAUCCAGGCCUGUCUUUGAAGCACAUACAGUAUGUCCCGUGAACAUGUGCGUCUUGAAGCUUCUUCCCUCUCAGUUCCGUUUGUAUCAUUAUUCUGGUUCUGGGAGGUUUGCGACCUUCAUGUUUUUUGUUGUGGCGCUCGAUAUCUGUUUGUUUGUUAGUCUGUUUACCUGUUUAGGAAGCAAUAGUAUGACAAUGUGAGCCCUGGAUACUCGCAACGACAGCAAGGGAGAUACUAAUGCAGUCAUUAACGUCCUUCUGCAAUUCACCUCUUUUCUUUUCAAUCUCUCAUUCUCUGUUUUAUUGCUUUACAUCCUGUAUUUGCGAAUGAUUGUUUUAUCUGUUUCCAACUCUGAUGGGUGAUGUUCGUCACAUUAAAAAAAAAAAUCAGAUUGUGCCACAGAAUAGAUGAUUUUCAAAGGGUCAGUUCGCCAAAAAUACAAAGAAUUAAGGUAUCCUUCUGGUGCAACCAGCCCAGUCAAUGCAUCGAAUUCCCUUCCUGGUGGGACAAUGUACAUAACAUAUCAAAUGGACUUUUUAAAAUACCUGCCUGUAAUUGUUUCCCUGUGUGGCAGACCUCACCCAUCUGGCUCCUGUGCUGGAGAAAACAAAAACCAUAAGAAAGGUCUUCAGACAGUACAUGACCCGGGUCAACAUACCACUCACACAACGUUCGCUCUUCUUUCCUCACACAUUCAGAUUUAUUUACACAAUGUAGACAUUUUUGUACAAUGAGUAGAUCUUUCAUAUACGUGUUAGUAUUCAACCAUAUUUACACAGAACUGCACACACAUACAGACACACAGAAACAACCCAUCAGUUACAAAGCAUUCAAGUAUUUCAGAAACACACACACACACACACACACACACAUAAUCUACUCCUCCGGUGGGGAAACCCCUCUCGCUGAACGACAGAAACACAGCACUGAACUUGUAAUUUAUUGUUUGUACAACUGGUAUGUGUGUGAAUAAAAAAAACAAUGAGAUGAGUUUUAUUUAUUAUAGUAAUUUUGUAUCAAAUUACUAUUUAACUUAGGAAUUUGACUGUGCAGAAUCAUUCCUUUGUAAGAAUAUAGUGUUUCUUUU